This is a messenger RNA of Chelonus insularis, 2138 nucleotides long. RefSeq names its product SET domain containing 8 (gene Set8). Gene Ontology annotation, biological process: regulation of DNA damage response, signal transduction by p53 class mediator; regulation of transcription by RNA polymerase II. Gene Ontology annotation, cellular component: nucleus; polytene chromosome. The coding region runs from base 529 to 1656 and encodes 375 amino acids. Gene Ontology annotation, molecular function: transcription regulator activity; histone H4K20 methyltransferase activity; protein binding. The record is from RefSeq and is a predicted model, not a curated record. NCBI's taxonomy places the organism in Eukaryota, Metazoa, Arthropoda, Insecta, Hymenoptera, Braconidae. The transcript is spliced from 6 exons.
GUUGAGUGAUCAAUCACUAUAUCACUUUACGAAUUUGACUACAAUUUGUGAAGUAAAGUAAAAAGAUGGCUAGGCAAUAUUAAAUUUUGUAAACUUAGGAAAAAUUUAUUAAAUUAUUAGUCAAUUUUAAAUAAUUAAUAUCAAUAGUGUGUAGUUUAAUAAAUAAAAAUUAGAGCUUUUGUUAUCUGUUGUUGAGUUUCAUCUAGGAAUAUAAUAAAAAAUCGUUUCAACAGAUAUUUUUUUGAAUAUUCGAAUGCACUAGUGUAAUACAUGUAUCUACUUUUGAGAGUAUAAACUAAAAAAACGCGCUCAUGACUACUGCCGAGUGUGAAAUAAAUUUUUAUUAAAUUUAAAGUUAACUUAUAGCAUAGAGAAAGAUCAAUUAUACUUAAUAUAAGCCUAUAUAGUUCAAUUCUAAACUAAUUUAACAUUACAAUACAUUCAUCAUAAAUUUUUCUCAAACACAUUUGGCUGUAAUAUAAAUUAAAAUACUAUCUUUCUAUUUUGUGACAAUAAAAAAUAUUCAUAAUGGUAAAAGGAAGGCGAAAGCGUGCGCCAGUCGUAACAAAUACUGUCACGGCUAAACAAUCAUCAACUGAAGCUAAUGAUUUAAUUAUUUCACCAUUUAAAAAAGAAAUAAAAUUAGAAAAAAAUCCAAUUGAUGAAAAAAAAAGUGGAAUAAAAACUAGAAAUCGAGUAACAAACUCAAAAUCAUCUGUUUCUAUUGCAUCAUAUUUUCCAUUGAAGGUUGAAGAUGUUGAUGCCAAUAUGUCUAAAGCAAGUUCAUUAUCAAAUUGCAUUUCUGCAGAUCAAGUAUUAUUGAAGAAUGAAGAAAAUAUCAAAUCGGAAUUAGAAGAUAUUGUUUCAAUUAAAGAACUCUUUAAAACCGAUGAAACACCAGUAGCUGUACCAUGUCAAAAUUCAUCUACUCCACAUCGAAUAAAUAUGCCAAAUAUCCAGAUUGAUGACACCGAUAAAGCUUUCGUUCAUAAUACAGAUGAUAUAAAAAUUCCUGAAUCGGUGAAUGCAAUAAAACCAGUUGGAAAAAAAAAUGCUGGACGAAGCCGAGCUAAAUUAAAGUUCCAUUCUCCAAAAAAUAAACCGACAGAUUCUGAAAUAGUAAAUGCCAAUCACAAAGUAACUGAGUAUUUUCCAGUACGUCGGAGUAUUCGUAAAUCUAAAAAGACUGUGCUUGAAGAAAAGCAACGAUUAAUUGCAAUGAAGGUAUUGAGUCAAACAGAAGAUGGUCUAGAGGUUAGACAUUUUGUUGGUAAAGGACGAGGAGUGGUAACUACCAGAGAAUUUUGUAAAGGAGAAUUCGUAGUUGAAUAUAUUGGAGAGUUAAUCGAUCAAACGACUGCUAAAAAACGUGAAGCUGAAUAUGCUAAAGAUCAAAAUACUGGCUGUUACAUGUAUUAUUUUCAACAUCGUAAUCAACAAUAUUGUGUUGAUGCAACAGCAGAAUCUGAUAAGUUGGGUAGACUUGUUAAUCAUAGCCGGAAUGGAAAUUUGAUAGCUAGAGUUGUUGAAGUUGAAGGUAUUCCUCAUUUAGUGCUAACCGCAAAGGAGGACAUUCCCGUUGGAGUUGAAUUAACUUAUGAUUAUGGUGAUCGAAGCCGUGAAUCAAUUCGUAAUCAUCCAUGGCUAGCUUUAUAACCGAUAUUAAAUUUGUUAGAAAAUUUUAGUUUCACAAUCUUGACUGAAACCAUACUUCUUCGCUCGUAUUUUAUUAAUGUUGUUACCAUAUUGUAUAUAUGUGAAUAACAACAAUUACAGUAUGAAUAAUUAAAUUUAUCGAAGAAAAUAUAUUAAUGUACAAAUGAAGCGAAGACCAAGUUUUAGAGUUGGAGCUAUGAAUAUUAACAUUCAAAAAAUACAAUAUGUUUUUUAGAUAAAUACGUAUGUAGAAUUAUCAUCUUAGAUAUUUUACUAUGCAUAAUGAUCAUUUAAAUAGUACAAUAAGGCAUAGAUAAUGACAAAUCAAUUUAUUGAGGUAAAAAAUAGUAUGUUUGAAUAUUUAAUUCGUGAAAACUGAUCUUUAAAUAAUCAAUUAUUAUUUUAAAUUAUAUACUCACUAUUCAUGUAAACAUUUGAUAAUUUGUGAGAAAUUCAUUGAGUAUUUGAUUAUUUUGCACUGC